UUAGUACAUGCUGUAAUGAACGUACUGAUCAUGGCACACGAUUAUAAGCUUUAUUGCUAAGUUUUAUUUUAAUGACUGGCUGCCAAUUUAUAACUGGCCACUUGGAUUAACAAAAAAAACGGGAAUUUUCGGAUUUUUAAACAUUGUUGUGCCGUUUUUACUUCGUUAUCUUAGACAUAACCUAACAGUCGUUUACAGUUAUUGAACGUUACGAUUUACAGUGUUCAAAAGGGCUUAAUUCACUUCUGCAACACGAUCCAUUGUUGAAGAAAGGAUGUCAUCGUCUGCAGAACCGUUUUCCUACAUCGAAAUGAGUCGAGUCAGCGCAGCUGGCACUGUCAUCAGUAGCGACGAACAUCUCCUCAGAGAAAUGGAGCCCAAUGAUUUACAGGAGGCCGAGUGGUACUGGGCUGACAUAUCAAGGGAGGAGGUGAACGAAAUACUCCAGGGCAUGCCUGAUGGUGCUUUCCUGGUCCGAAAUGCGUCCUCCAAGCGGCAGGGAGAAUAUACAUUAACUGUUAGGAACAAUGGCACCAACAAACUCAUCAGGAUCCACCAUCAAGAUGGGAAAUUUGGCUUCUCUGAGCCUCUGACCUUCAGCUCAGUGCCGGAGCUGAUAUCUUACUACAGGCAUCGGAGCUUAGUCCAGUACAACAGCUCCCUAGAUGUCACGCUGGCUUAUCCCGUGUCCCACUGUGACCCGCUUCGCACCUUUUCAGAUCUGCCUGUGAAGGAAGAGUUUUUGAGUGCAACCAGAGAGAAAUUCCAAGAAUGUUUAAGACUGUUUCAAAAGACGGCCGAGUAUGACCAGCUCUAUGAUGCUUGCACUACGCUAUUACAGGAAAUCCAAAGGAGAAAUACAUUUGAGGCCGUCAGUCUGACCGAGAUCUCUAAAGAGCAGUGUUAUUCUCAAGAGAAUUCUUGCAAGGAUUUCCAACACCCAGUCCAGAGUGAGCUGAAAGAGUCUGAAUAUGAGGUGAAAGAGGAGGAGGAGAGGAGUGUGGAGCUCCUGGAGGAAGAGAGCUGGUUUGUGGGGGAUCUCGGUCGACGGCAGGCAGAGGAGCUUCUCCAGGGGAAGCCGUCUGGAGCUUUCCUCAUCCGCAACAGCAGCACCAAGGACUGUUACGCCUGCUCUGUGGUGGUCGGCAGCCAGGUGAGGCACUGCGUGAUUCGCCACACGGAGCGCGGCUUCGGGUUCGUCGAACCGUUCGAUCUCCACAAGUCUCUGAAGGAUCUGGUCAUGCACUACCAUCACACCUCGCUGGCACAGCACAACCAGGCUCUGGACGUCCGGCUCGCGUAUCCAGUCCACAUGUCCAGCUGAAUCCACUGGCCUCCUGCCGGAGAUGAUCUGCACUAAGACUGAAGGAGACUUCGCCCUAGUUGGCACGUCCCUUGAUUUUAGCAUUUGAACAGUUUACAUGUGCAAAGAUCGGAAGCGACUGUCAAGCGGUUUGUUUGUAUAUUGCACUUCCCAAAGCAUUCCUCACGGUCAUAAAGAUACUCCAGUACUGGAACAAGUGUUGAAUGAGCCCUUUGUAGACAUGUUUACAGACACUCACAAAAACGUCACAAUUUGUUUUUAAGGGUUUCGUAAUACAGUCAUGCUCUUUUAAGCAAACAGAUGCAGUAGUAGUUUUUGUGGGGAUGAAUGAUUAUAAUCUUUUUAUUAUAAUUCAUUCAUCACCGAAAACAUUUAAAAAAUGUAUCUUGUGAAUGUAACACCGUUAUUGAAAGACACACUUUCAAAUCUUGCUUUAUAACUAAAACAAGAUGCCUGCCGUUCAUGUUCUUUUUCGCACCCAAGUUUUUGACGCAUGAUUUAUUUGUUCCAGAGAAACAUCUUGAAAACUGGUUGAAUUACAUUUUAAAGACAGCUUGAAUAUUUUGUGCACAAUGCAAGUAUCCAUUUUGCACCUGUUAAAGAGAAACAGGAAAUGUAUUUGUUGAAUUUACGUUUCUGGCAUACUUCUAAUGUUUACCUUUUUUUUACUAUGCUUUUUUUUUAUUUUUAGGAAAGCCAGGGCAGUGUCGUUGUCUUACGGGCUUUUUCAUGGAGUUUAAUAAAUAAGUGUGUCUGUGGUAAACGACACAAUGCCAAACUGCUUAUUCUUAAGAUGAGCAACUCUCUGUAAAAUGAUUUUUUUAUUUGUCAUUUGGCAGCAGCGGAACGUUUCCCCUUCUUCUGCAGAGCUUAUUUUUUGCUACAGUGUUUUCCCUUGCAUGCUUCUUAAAGAAUAAAAUCAAAAGUGAUUGAGGAUAAA
Molecule: messenger RNA, 2264 nt
Organism: Sinocyclocheilus anshuiensis
Lineage: Eukaryota; Metazoa; Chordata; Actinopteri; Cypriniformes; Cyprinidae
Product: phosphatidylinositol 3-kinase regulatory subunit gamma-like
Exons: 8
Coding region: 275-1324 (349 amino acids)
Biological process (GO): phosphatidylinositol phosphate biosynthetic process; insulin receptor signaling pathway
Cellular component (GO): phosphatidylinositol 3-kinase complex
Molecular function (GO): 1-phosphatidylinositol-3-kinase regulator activity
Source: RefSeq, a predicted model, not a curated record